Molecule: messenger RNA, 3408 nt
Organism: Carassius auratus (goldfish)
Lineage: Eukaryota; Metazoa; Chordata; Actinopteri; Cypriniformes; Cyprinidae
Product: ADP-ribosylation factor 3
Exons: 5
Coding region: 247-792 (181 amino acids)
Molecular function (GO): GTP binding; GTPase activity
Source: RefSeq, a predicted model, not a curated record
CAUCGCGAGAAAUCCCCAUCCAAGCCUGUGCUUUCGGCGUAAACUCUCGUGAGAUUUUCUCUCUGUCUCUCCGUGUCCAGAAUCGGCUGGUGUCAGCUCGCAAGACUCUAGAUUCUUUUUCUCAGCUAAAUAACCUUGUUUCUCAAGGCUUUCAGUUUUUUUUUUUUUACCUCAGUGGAUUGUUCCACACCAAGGACUCACCGCUUUCUGGAUUGUGAUUGGCUAGACGAAGCAAAACAUUGAAUCAUGGGGAAUAUUUUUGGCAAUCUGUUGAAGAGUCUGAUAGGGAAGAAAGAGAUGAGAAUCCUGAUGGUUGGAUUAGAUGCUGCUGGUAAAACCACCAUCCUUUACAAACUGAAGCUGGGAGAGAUCGUGACCACCAUCCCAACCAUUGGCUUUAACGUGGAGACCGUGGAGUACAAGAACAUCAGCUUCACUGUGUGGGAUGUGGGUGGUCAGGAUAAAAUCAGACCACUCUGGAGACACUACUUUCAAAAUACACAGGGUCUUAUCUUUGUGGUUGACAGCAACGAUCGGGAGAGAGUUAACGAGGCGCGGGAGGAGUUAAUGAGGAUGCUCGCAGAAGAUGAACUGCGUGAUGCUGUCCUUCUUGUCUUUGCAAACAAACAGGAUCUGCCGAACGCUAUGAAUGCAGCUGAGAUCACAGACAAACUCGGCCUCCAUUCGCUCCGCCAUCGCAACUGGUACAUACAAGCGACCUGCGCGACCAGCGGCGACGGUCUGUACGAAGGGCUCGACUGGCUCGCCAAUCAGCUCAAGAAUAAGAAGUGAGGGGCGGGAUUUUCAUAACGUGGCUGUCUCUCGCUUUGGGAAAGGGGUGGGACUAAUUUGGCCUUCGGAAUCAUUAUGUUUGGUUUCUCUUUGUUUAAUUUGUUUGUUAUUUUUUGGUUGUAUUCUGGAAAAACACAGUAUGUGGUUUAUGGAGCCUUCUACGUUCUGUGUAAAUCAUCUGUAGGUUUUUACGCACACACGCAUUCACACGCAGAUCAAUAUUUCCUCUGUGGACUUUUCCAUUUCAAUGUAUGAAAAGUGUCUGUUUAUAGCAUCAACGUUUAGUCGAUUUAAUCGUCUCUCCCUCACUAACUCACUCGCUAACGUGUUUUCAAUCAGUGAUCAGUGUUGUCCUUGACUGCCACGAAAAAGAUUGUUGGGUCUGAGCGCGCUCAUGUAUUAUGUAAUAUGAUUAUGUAUUUCCUCGUAUUGUUGAAAUGUUCCGUAGAUGCAAUUAUAAUGCAGUUUGCCUCCUCACGCACACAAUAUCCACAGUCUGUGAUCCCGUCCGUUCGUGAUUGCAUUAGAUACCCUGCUGUGUUUUGCAUGGCUCUUUCUCUCGGUGUGGUGUUCAGCGUUGUGCUGUUGUAGAGGUUAGAUCUGCAUGUGUGUGUUAAGUCACACGAAGCUGGUUGGUGUUGCAUGCUGCUUUGUGGCUGUGCUGUACAAUGAAUGUUGCUUAUCACACAUCCCUCGCCUAAACUGUGAGUCAAACGUGGUGCUGUCGGCUUGUCCACCAUAAUUCGCAUUCAAGUGACGCUGUAAAUAAAGCUUUUUCCAAUCAAACGCCCCUUUGUUGUAGAAUUGACUUGGCUAGUUGUUGCAUGGAUAUUGUUUUGUAUGAAUCACUAGCAUUGUCUGCAUGGAAUGCAUGCUGUGCUGUUAGUCCAAUAGAUAGAUAGAUAGAUAGAUAGAUAGAUAGAUAGAUAGAUAGAUAGAUAGAUAGAUAGAUAGAUAGAUAGAUAGAUAGAUAGAUAGAUAGAUAGAUAGAUAGAUAGAUAGAUAGAUAGAUAGAUAGACAGAUAGAUAGAUAGACAGAUAGAUAGAUAGACAGAUAGACAGAUAGACAGAUAGACAGAUAGAUAGAUAGAUAGAUAGUGAAAUGCUGUUUAAAAGUCCUUUAUUAGUUGUUAUACUAAUUUGCCACUGACAUGAUUAGUAGAUUGUAAACUGUUGCCUAUUUUUUUGCUUUUACUUUCAUAUUAGUGAACAGCAUAAAACAGCACACACACACACACGCAUUAAACCUCGGUAUGUCAGUGGUCUGUGGCAAACUGCAUAAUAACUCAUCUGCUUAUGUGUUUGUUUGCAUGUUUCAUGCUCAUAAUGCGUUUUGUGGGUUCAGACGAACAUUUCGCCCCCCAACCAAUGUGAAUUUGUUCAAUCAGUGCACACAUUUGGACUUUAUUCAUGGUGUUUUGGAUUAUUAUAGUUCAGAAAUGAGAAAAAUAUCUAGAAAUUUAUAUUUAAAGAAGGAUGUCUUUUGUGUUUAACACUUCAUAUUCUAUUUCAUAAUCUAUAUCUGUUACAGACCACAAGGAAAAAUGAAAGAUCAAAUGCUAACCUAUUUUACCGUGCUAGCAAGUGUAAAUACAAACAAAGGUAAACAAACAAAACUGCUUAUCCUGCAUUGCGUAUAUGUCGGUAAUCCAUCCAUCACACAGAAAUCUAACACUAACGAAGUCUGUUUGUAAUUGUGUGUGUUUCUAGCAUUGUUUUCUAGUUUGUAUUUUUGGCAUUUUGCAUUUAAUACCCGGCACUUUUCCACUAAAACCAAUUGUUAUGACUGUAUGAACAUUAUAAAAGGCAGGUUUUUUCGACCUAGGACAUGAUUUGAAUGGAGUCUUGUAUUAUUUUGAGCGUUGUAGCGUGUGGGUGAUGCAGGAACGUUACCAAAACAACUGUGCUAUUUAGCAAGACACUUAACCUCAAAUGAUCCAGUUUGGCUAUGGAACAUAAGCUUAGUUAGCUUAACACUCUACAAUAGUAUUUCAGCAUAUAAUGCAAACAGCGAUAUGUCUGCAAGGCCAUUUCUACACAAGUCUGCAGUGUGAAUCGUCCAGUCUGUUAGGUUUUGUGGCCUUAUCUUCUUACUAAAGUGUGUUUUCACAAGGUUAUUUAUUAACUAAGUUAUUGGGUUGCUUGUUUUGUUUUAGUUGAUCUGGGAACAAAAGGGGUUCAAAAAUUUCAAAGCAUUUAUUCUUUGCAUUAAAUAGUUUGUGUGCUUAUUGAGUAGACCUUUUAGGAUGGUUUAAAGUUUGAUUGUAUCUUCUUCGAUAUUCUAUUUUUAUUUAUGUAUUUAUUUCGGUGAGUGUUUUGGUGAAUGUGUUUUUACCUCUGUGUGCUUAUGCAUUUACUUUGUUGAUUUUUUUUUACUGUGUUGGGUAAAUCAUUUUGAUGGCUUAUACAGUGUCAGUGAACAUAAUCAUUGAAGGGGAAAAUAAUUUCUCAAUAAAUAAAUAAAUAGAACUUAGAAAUCAUGGAUGAAAUGUGUAAUUAUCUCUUAAAGUAGAUUAAGAAAGAUUAUUGCUGAUUAUUAUGAUGUAGACACCAAAAUCUUUCUCUCCCUCCGAUUGCUGACUGUAACACCACACUCAAAUAAAAACAUGAAAAUUA